AUGGACGUUCUCACCAACACGGAAAAGGCGGCUCUGGCUCGCGCCAUCGACAAUGGCGAUGUCACGGCGCUCAACCUCCUCGUAUCGCUGCCGCACCGAGCUGAGGCGGUCAGAAGCCUUCAACGCGUUCUGACCGGUCGACAAGAUCUGCGUCUCCGCCACUGCGGCGCUCCGGCCGCCGCACUUCAGCCCGUCUCCGUCUACCAUCAGCCACGCCUGACCCACCCACGGCGCUCAGCAUUGACGUCGACCGGGGCGCUCGGUUGGGCACCACCAACCUCUACAGCAUCGACUUCAUCACGCCGGCUCGUCUCGGGCUUUAUCUGCGCUCAACGCAGUGCGAUGCACGUCAACCUCGUGGUGCGCAUCCUCCGAAACAACGCCGCGCGCGGUAACCCUUUCCCGAGCUACCGCAUCGUGCACGUCGACACGGGCGAUGGCAAGGAGACGCCGCUAAGGGUGGUGCAGGAUAGCGACCUGUUUUGGGACGGAGGUCCCCGCGGCAGGUUUCGACCCGGCCAUCUGGUCAUCCUCCGCAACGUCGCGGCUGUUCCUAUCCACACCAGAGCUGGUUUGCUGUACGAAAGAGAGAGUAGCGCCGAGCGGUUCGAGCAGGACGAGCCGAGCUGGGACCAGCUGCUCCAGUGGCAUCGCUGGAUCGACGCCCACGCAGAACGUCAAACCCCUUGA
Messenger RNA from Kalmanozyma brasiliensis GHG001, 690 nucleotides. RefSeq lists its product as uncharacterized. NCBI's taxonomy places the organism in Eukaryota, Fungi, Basidiomycota, Ustilaginomycetes, Ustilaginales. The record is from RefSeq and is a predicted model, not a curated record. The transcript is spliced from 2 exons. The coding region runs from base 1 to 690 and encodes 229 amino acids.